Molecule: messenger RNA, 6910 nt
Organism: Lotus japonicus
Lineage: Eukaryota; Viridiplantae; Streptophyta; Magnoliopsida; Fabales; Fabaceae
Exons: 5
Coding region: 317-6910 (2197 amino acids)
Biological process (GO): DNA integration
Molecular function (GO): zinc ion binding; RNA-DNA hybrid ribonuclease activity; nucleic acid binding
Source: RefSeq, a predicted model, not a curated record
UGUUCUCGUUUUCUAUUUAUCUUAAAAAAAAAAAUUAGUGUGUCCUUCCUAAUCUCUCAUUUCCUUAAAUCGCUGAAGUUAUCAUCUUCAUACUCUAGCUGUUCCUUGUUGUGUAGAACCAUCCUAAAGUUCUUAAUUUAAGAGCUCAUAAGGUGAAGCUGAGUGGUAAAAGGCAAGAGUUGUGAGAUCAUUAGAGGAAAAAAAAAAGCGAAAGAUUGAGAGAAACACGAGUGAUUGAAACAUUUUGAGUGUAAACACGUGAGAUUGUGUGAGUGAGAAUUUUAUUACUAACUGUGUUUUUUGGCAGCACAUAAUCAUGAGUGGAGACGAAGAAGGAGCAUUUGAUCUCAAGCUGUUUGUGAAAGCUGUUACAGAACAAUUCACAGCCUUAAAUAGAAGGUUUGAUGAUUUAGCAUCAAGGUCUAGGUCCCCUCCUAGGCGAAACAAUGAAGAGGAAGACGAGGAGGAGUAUUCAGAUGGAAGAUCUCAUGAAAGAAGAAGAAGUGACAAUAACUUGAAUAGUAUCAAAAUGACCAUCCCUACAUUUCAAGGAAAGAAUGAUCGUGAACUGUACUUGGAGUGGGAGAGAAAGGUGGAGCAUGUGUUUGAUUGCCAUCAUUAUCCAGAGGAGAAAAAGGUAAAAUUGGCAGUUGUUGAAUUUUCUGAUUAUGCUAGUAUUUGGUGGGAUCAAUUUGUGAUAAACAGGCGCAGAAAUGGAGAGAGACCCAUUCGCUCAUGGGAAGAAAUGAAGGCUGUCAUGAGAAGAAGAUUUGUCCCCAGCCAUUACCAUAGAGACUUGCACCGAAAAUUGCAAAGUCUGACCCAAGGUUCUAUGAGUGUGGAGGAUUAUUACAAGGAGAUGGAGAUAGCUAUGAUGAGAGCCAAUAUAGAAGAAGACCGUGAAGCCACUAUGGCAAGGUUUAUUGGAGGUUUAAAGAAGGAGAUUUCUGAUGUGGUGGAAUUACAAUAUUAUGUGGAGAUGGAGGAUUUGUUGCACAAAGCAGUUCAGGUGGAAAAGCAAUUGAAGUCCAAAACCUCCUCCAAAUUCUCAUCAUCCUCAAGCACUUCUUGGAAGUCAAAUUGGAAGAAUAAUAAAGCCAUUUCCCAUCCUAAAGAAAAUGUGAAGGCCAAGUCUACUAUGGCAUCCUCUAAAGGUAAAUCUGAAACUAAUUCUUCUUCACGAUCACAUGAUAUAAAAUGUUUAAGAUGCCAAGGAAUUGGGCAUAUUGCUUCUGAGUGUCCAAACAAAAGAGCAAUGAUUUUGCUGGAUAAUGGAGACAUAGAGAGUGUGAGCUCAAGUGAUGAUGAAAUGCCUCUGUUAGAAGAUUGUAGUGAUGUUGAAGUGGCUGAACCCGUGCAUGGAAAUUUGCUUGUUACUAGGCGUGCUCUUAGCAUACAGCCUAAGGAAGAUGAAGAUGCGGAGCAACGUGAUAAAAUUUUCCAUACUAGGUGCCUCAUUAAUGAAAAGGUAUGUAGCAUGGUUAUUGACAGUGGAAGUUGUACUAAUGUUGCUAGCACCUUGAUGGUCGAGAAACUGAACUUGCCAACCAAAAAGCAUCCUAAUCCAUAUAGACUUCAGUGGCUCAAUGAUUGUAGAGACAUAAGGGUGACUAAGCAGGUUUUGGUAUCAUUUUCCAUUGGAAAAUACAAAGAUGAGGUUCUUUGUGAUGUUGUGCCUAUGCAUGUGGGCCACUUGCUUCUUGGGCGGCCAUGGCAAUCUGAUAGAAAUGUUGAUCAUAAUGGGUACAAAAAUACCUAUACCUUUACCAUGAACAAUCGCACCAUUGUGUUGACACCUCUCAAACCUGCUGAAGCAUAUGCUGAUCAAAUUAGAAUCAAAGAAAAAGAAAAACAUGAGUGCAGUGAAGAGAAAAAUAAGAGAGUAAGUGCAUUUGCCAAGAAAAGAGAUGUUGAGAGUGCAUUGUUAGCAAGGGAGAAAUUGCUUGUACUCAUGUACAAAGAUGUUUAUUUCACUAACAAUCUUAACUCUUCUUUGCCUAGUGCUAUUAAUUCAUUGUUGCAGGAGUUUGCUGAAAUUUUUCCAGAAGAAGUACCACAAGGAUUGCCUCCUUUAAGAGGUAUUGAGCAUCAAAUUGACUUUAUUCCUGGUUCCUCACUUCCAAACAAGCCAGCUUAUAGGACGAGUCCCGAGGAAGCAAAGGAAAUUCAAAAGCAAAAAGAUGGAACAUGGCGCAUGUGUGUUGAUUGCCGAGCCAUAAACAAAAUCACUGUAAAGUAUAGAUAUCCUAUCCCUAGAUUAGAUGAUAUGCUUGAUGAAUUGCAUGGUUCUUGUGUGUUUUCUAAAAUUGAUUUGAAAAGUGGAUACCAUCAAAUUCGCAUGAAGGAAGGUGAUGAAUGGAAAACUGCUUUUAAAACCAAAUAUGGUUUAUAUGAGUGGUUAGUGAUGCCAUUUGGCUUAACAAAUGCACCCAGCACAUUCAUGAGAUUAAUGAACCAUGUUUUGCGUUCUUUCAUUGGGAAAUUUGUUGUAGUCUACUUUGAUGACAUUUUAAUUUACAGCAAAUCCCUAGAUGAACAUGUUGAACAUUUACAUGCUGUGUUUGGUGUUUUAAAAGAGAACAAGUUGUAUGCCAACCUUCAAAAGUGUUCUUUUGGCAUGGAAUCUGUUGUAUUUUUGGGUUUUGUUGUAAGUUCUAAAGGAGUUUCUGUUGAUGAAGAGAAGGUCAAGGCAAUUAGAGAAUGGCCUACACCUAAGAAUGCUAAUGAGGUAAGAAGUUUUCAUGGUUUAGCAAGUUUUUAUCGAAGGUUUGUGAGGAACUUUAGUUCCAUUGCUGCACCUUUGAAUGAACUUGUUAAAAAGAAUGUGACUUUCAAGUGGGAUGAUGUGCAUGAAUAUGCUUUUAAUUCUUUGAAAGAUAAGCUGACCAAUGCACCUUUGCUUUGUUUGCCUAAUUUUGAUAAAGCUUUUGAAAUUGAAUGUGAUGCUUCUGGUGUUGGAAUAGGUGUUGUUUUGAUGCAGGAUUCCAAACCGAUUGCAUAUUUUAGUGAGAAGCUUAGUGGAGCAGCGUUGAAUUAUCCCACAUAUGACAAGGAGCUUUAUGCAUUGGUAAGAACUUUGCAAAAUUGGCAGCAUUAUUUGUGGCCAAGAGAGUUUGUCAUCCAUUCUGACCAUCAAAGCUUGAAGUUUCUAAGUUCUCAAGGAAAGCUUCAAAAAAGACAUGCCAAGUGGUUGGAGUUCAUUGAGAUGUUUCCUUACGUGAUCAAGUACAAGAAUGGUAAGGAAAACAUUGUGGCUGAUGCCUUGUCUAGAAGGUAUGCAUUGCUUACUUCAUUGCAAACAAAACUACUUGGGUUUGAGCAUAUCAAGGACUUGUAUGCCAAUGACUUUGAUUUUGGACAGUUAUGGGAUUCUUGUUCUAAGCAUGCUUUUGGGGACUAUUAUAAACAUGAAGGUUUCUUGUUUAGGAAAGAUAAAUUGUGUGUUCCUGUUUGUUCUUUGCGUGAAAUGCUUGUUAGGGAAACUCAUGGUGGUGGAUUAAUGAGACAUUUUGGGGUUCAAAAGACUUUAGAAAUUUUGAAAGAGCAUUUUUAUUGGCCUAAAAUGAAACAUGAUGUGCAAUCUGUUUGUGAAAAAUGCAUAACAUGUAAGCAAGCCAAAUCUAAAGUGAUGCCCCAUGGUUUCUAUACACCUUUGCCUGUUCCUAAUCAACCUUGGGCUGAUAUCUCAAUGGAUUUUGUCUUAGGUUUUCCUAAAUCACAGGGUGGGAAGGACAGCAUAUUUGUGGUUGUUGAUAGGUUUAGCAAAAUGGCACAUUUCAUUGCAUGCUCCAAAACAAAUGAUGCCACACAUAUUGCUGAUUUGUUCUUUAAAGAGGUUAUGCGUUUGCAUGGAUUACCAAGGACAAUAGUAAGUGACAGAGAUGUGAAAUUCUUAAGUCAUUUUUGGAGAACUUUAUGGAGUAAGUUAGGAACUAAGCUUCUGUUUUCUACAACUGCACAUCCACAAACGGAUGGGCAAACUGAGGUUGUGAAUAGAACACUUACUACCUUGCUGCGUGCAAUCAUUCAAAAGAAUUUAAAACAGUGGGAAAAAUGUUUGCCACAUGUUGAGUUUGCAUAUAAUAGAGCUGUGCAUUCUACUACUUCUUACUCUCCGUUUGAAGUUGUGUAUGACUUUAACCCUUUGACUCCAUUGGAUAUCUUACCUUUACCUACUAAUGAAUUUGCUAAUUUUGAUGGAAACAAAAAGGCAGAUUUUGUCAGGGAGUUGCAUGCCAAGGUUAGAGCAAACAUUGAGAAAAGGAAUGAGCAGUAUGCAAAGCAAGCUAAUAAGGGGCGUGUUCGCAUUACUUUUGAACCCGGAGAUUGGGUUUGGGUUCAUAUGCGGAAAGAAAGAUUUCCAACUCAAAGAAAAUCCAAAUUGCACCCAAGGGGAGAUGGACCUUUCCAAGUAUUAGAAAAGAUCAAUGACAACGCCUACAAGCUGGAUUUGCCAAAUGAAUAUGGAACUAUAAGUUCUACUUUUAAUGUGGCUGAUCUAACUUUGUUUGAUACCACGCCUUUUGGGUUGAAAAACGCGAGGGCGACAUAUCAGCGACUGAUGGACAGGGUGUUUGAGGGGCAAGUAGGAAGGAAUAUGGAAGUGUACGUCGAUGACAUGAUCGUUAAGUCAGUUCUGGGGUCAACUCACCACGAGGACCUAUCGGAAGCCUUUGGCAAAAUCCGGAAGCACGACAUGAGGCUCAAUCCGGAGAAAUGUUCUUUCGGAAUACAAGGGGGUAAAUUUUUAGGCUUCAUGAUUACGUCAAGAGGGAUUGAGAUUAAUCCGGACAAGUGCAAGGCGAUACGGGAGAUGAAGAGCCCAAGCAAUGUGAAAGAGGUGCAGCGGCUAACCGGGCGAAUCGCAGCUUUGUCUCGAUUUCUGCCUCAUUCGGGUGAUAAGUCAACUCCGUUUUUCAAAUGCCUUAAGAAGAACGCAACAUUCGAGUGGAGUCCAGAAUGUGAAGAAGCUUUUACUCGCCUCAAGGAAAUGUUGUCAGCACCACCUGUCCCUUCGAAACUCGUCCAAGGUCUUCCCUUGCAUUUGUACUUCUCCGUGGGAGAUCACGCGAUCAGCUCGGUAAUCCUUCAGGAGGUAGACGGGGAACAGAAAAUAGUUUACUUUGUGAGCCACACGUUUCAGGGGGCCGAAAUGAGGUAUCAAAAGAUAGAAAAGGAGGCGCUCGCCGUCCUUGUCACCGCCAGACGUAUGCGACCCUACUUUCAAAGUUUUCAGGUACAGCUGAGAACUGACCUUCCUUUGAGACAGGUAUUGCAGAAACCAGAUUUGUCAGGAAGGCUCGUCGCAUGGUCAGUGGAGCUGCCAGAGUAUGGAUUGCAGUAUGAUAAAAGGGGGAGAGUUGGGGUGCAGACCUUGGCAGAUUUUGUGGGGCCGGGAGAACUGGUGUUGGAGCAAUCUCUCAGAUUCCAGUUCAAGGCCAGUAACAACCAAGCGGAAUAUGAAGCUCUAAUUGCAGGACUAAAGCUGGCGAUCGAGGUGCAAAUUGACAGUUUGUUGGUAAGGACGGACUUGUUGUUAGUGGCAAAUCAGGUUAAUGGGGAGCUUCAGGUCAAAGAACCGGCUUUGAUAAAGUAUCUAGAGCGCGUACGAUCGCUUAUGAGUCGAAUAAAGGAGAUUGUGGUCGAGUACGUGCCGAGGACACAAAAUCAAAGGGCUGAUGCCCUAGCUAAGUUGGCUAGCACCAGAAAACCCGGGAAUAACCGAAGCGUGAUUCAGGAAACACUCACCAACCCCAGCAUAGAGGGAGAACUAGUGGCCUCAGUAGAUCGCCAGGCAACUUGGAUGAACCCCAUCAUUGAUAUCUUGGCGGGUGAGCCAGGCAAUGUGAUAAAAUACUCAAAGGCUCAAAGGAGAGAAGCAGGGCAUUACACGUUGCUCGAUGGCAUCCUUUUCCGGCGAGGAUUCACUUCGCCCCUCUUAAGGUGCCUACCUCCAGAAAAGUAUGAGGAUGUCAUGACGGAGGUUCACGAGGGGGUUUGCGCGAGCCACAUCGGGGGAAGAUCUCUGGCGGGUAAAGUCCUCAAGGAAGGUUUUUAUUGGCCCACGAUAAAAAAGGAUUGUGCGAAAUUUGUAAGGAAGUGCGAGAAAUGUCAACAAUUCGCGGAUUUACCCAGAGCCCCGCCGGAGCAAUUGGCCAUGAUGAUAGAGGCUGAACCUUUAGCAAGCAUAACGAUAGCCAAGAUAAUAAGUUUUUAUUGGAAAAGGAUUGUGUGCCGAUUACGAGUGCCAAGGGCGAUCGUCUCGGACAAUGGGACGCAAUUUGCAAGCAAUCAGACCAAGGAAUUUUGUGGAGAAAUGGGGAUCCAUAGGAGAUUUUCGUCGGUGGAACACCCUCAGACCAACGGCCAGGCGGAGUCAGCGAACAAAGUCAUCUUGCGAGGAUUGAAACGCCGACUCUCGGAUGCCAAGGGGGCCUGGUUGGACGAACUUUUGAUCGUGAUUUGGUCAUAUAACACGACGCAGCAUUCGUCUACGGGAGAAACACCGUUCAGGAUGACAUACAGGGCGGAUGCUAUGCUCCCCGUGGAAAUCGACAGCAGCUCAUGGCAAACAGCGCCAAAGUUCGAGGGCGAGAAUGCAUCGAAUAUGGCGAUGGAGCUGGACCUGCUGUCAGAGACACGCGACGAAGCUCGCCUAAGGGAAGCGACGAUGAAACAGCGAGCAGCGGCUAAGUAUGACACGAAGGUGCGACCAAGAGAGAUGCAAGCAGGGGAUUUGGUGCUUAAGAAACGAACAGGGAUCACGGGAAACAAGUUGAGCCUAAUCUGGGAGGGACCAUACAGAAUCUUGAAGGUCCUGGGGAAGGGAGCUUAUCACCUGGAAAGCUUGGAUGGGAAGCGGAUGCCAAGAUCGUGGAACGCUGCCAGUCUAAAAUACUACUACAGCUAA